CUUGAAACCAGCGGGCAAUCGAUCAAUCAAUCCCGCGCCUCAAAUUUAUCAUGAAGCCAGCGAUUUUGAGGUCUAAUAAUAAAUCGCAAUCGUGAAUUCAGCGAGCAGGAGCAUUUCCCAGCGGGACGAGACGGGAGUUGCGCGCCCAGAUUGUCUUCACACGUCAAUCUGUUAGUCGCCUGACACCGCCGUGCAUCUUCUCUGAUCACCCAUUAUAGCCGCCUAUACUGCUCGUGUGCACACCUGUCUCGAAUACCCUUCACAGCUUAAGCGUUGUUCUUCACGACUUCUCUGCCAUACCGUUCCGCUGGAGAGUCCUCCGUACUCAGUCAGGGCGAAGUUAGAAUUCUGAACAUCCAAGAGCUCAAGGUUCUCUCUGGCAUUAAUUCUUAACUCUUCCGCCGCGAGGAAUCUCGAAGUGUCAACUCCAGACGCCCCUUUUCCUGACUCUGGUCACCUCCGUUUCCCACACACAGCCCUCCACUUCCUCCAUUCUUUCAUCUCCACCGAUCCUUCUCCUGCCGAAUGACGCGCAGACUCUUUAAAUCUCUAUCGCUCCUCGCUCCCGGAUCCAAUUGCGGCCUUUCAGGCGGCUCCCAGCGCCUCUGUUAACCGCACAGCACCAUGCAAUCUCCCGCGUCCCGCAUCAACUCUCCUCGCACCUCGCGCCGUAAACCCACCCCUACCAGCGCCACCAGCCUGGAUUCUCCUAAGCUCGCGCUAGACUCUCCUCCACCCACCCUCUCCCCGUGCUCCUCACCCGCCUCCUGCUCCUCUUGCUCGUCCACGGCUCCGCGGGUGAGCCGGGGUAGGCCCCUGUGGCGCCGGGUGCCUAGUGACUUGUCCCUCUCGCAUGCGGAUCACCAGAACGACCCGAGCCACGCUCCUCCGUCAACGCUCCAGUCAACGCUCCAGUCAACGCUUCACCAGUCAACGCCACCCCAGUCAACAUCACAGUCAACGCAUGCGACAAACCGGAGUCCCAUGUCAGCGUCUGGCAGCCUAGGCGAUUCUUCCCACUCUCCGCGCGCCUCGCCUUCUCCUGUCCAAUCGCCGUCGCCGCGCCUCCCCAGCAGCAGCACCACCCGCGCACACCAAGACUCCGCCACACACGCUGACUCCGCCCACCAAACCCUCGGUCUCCUCCCCCCUUGCCCCACCUGUGCCGCCACUGGCCCCUGCCGCUGCCGCGCCGCCGCCGCCACCGCCGCCGCGGCAGCAGCAGCCGCCGCCGCAGCUGCCGCUGCUGCCUCCGCCAGUUCCUCCUACGCUCUUAACGCGUAUGGCGCAUUCGCAGCAACGGGCCUGCCUCCGGGCAAGGUCUUUAUUCUGCCUAAGAAGCUCGGCGGGAGGGGACCCGGGACGGGUCGUCGGGCGUGCGGAUGUCCCGCACGAAUGUGCAAGUGCGGCGCAUUCCCCCCCAAGCCGCCGCAUGCGAAGAAACCCAAGGGGAAGGGCCCGGGCACGGGGCGCAGGGCCUGCGGUUGCCCUUCCAGGCGCUGCGUUUGCGGCGCCGCCGCUUUAGUAGCCCUGCCGUUCAUGCACGUUCCCGGUAUGGCGAUGGGGUCUUUAAAGCCCGAGGCUCAGCUGAUGGUGCAGCAGCUUGCCAAGUCCGCGCUUGCGCACCAGGCGGGCCUUCCCGCUCACGCCGCCGCCGCCGCAGCUGCCGCCGCCGCUGCAGCCGCCGCCGCUGGCUCCGCUUCCCCUGAUGCUAAUCUGGUCAUCCCUGGUGUUGCGAGGGGCGGUUCCGCCACGGCAGCAACCGCAGUUGCCGGCGCUGAUUACGCCGCUCUUUGCGGCGCUAACUGCGGCACUGCGCGCCGAGCGGGGCAGGCGGGAAGCUCCGCUUGGGAGGGAUCUUCGCAUCCUGCUCAUGCGAGCGAACUGGCCGAGACCAGUCGGUCGCACAGCCAGUCGCAGUCGCAGAGCCAGUCGCGUAGUCGGUCGCACAGCCGUUCGCACAGCCGUUCGCACAGCCGGUCGCGCAGCCAGUCGCAGGACAGCGAAGGCGACGCAGGCCGGGGGAAACACGCAGCAUCGCAAGGCCAUACUGCUGUCGCCGAAUUCGCUACUGCUGGUGCUGCAGCUGCUGGUGGUGCUGCAGGAGUGUGCGAUUCGUUCGAGGUGUCGAGCUUUAAGAAGGGAUUUGUGGUGGAGAGCGCGGGGGUGAAGCGCAAGAGGAGGAGCCCGAGGAAGGUGUCGUGCGCCGGGGAGAUCGCGAGAAUUAAGGCCAUGGUCAUGCGCGAGCUGGCGACGAUCCGCAAGAUGCGGGCGAGCGAGAAGGAGCCUGCGUGCUGUGACGCAUCGGAUGAUGAGGAUGAUGGGAAGAACGAGAAUGAGCAAGACAAUACGUUUGACAGCUCGCGGCUCUCAGGCGCCAAGACAGCGGGAAAAGCGGCGGUUCACGCGGCGCUGGUUGCGCGGGAGCUGAUGGAGAAGCUCGCUCUCUACUGCAGAGCGCGCAACCAUUGCGGUGAAGAGAAAUCUGCAGAGCCCACCCACAUCCACAGGCGCAGCCACAGCUUUAAACAAGAUCGAACUGAGGAAGAGGAGAAUAGAAAGGAGGAGGAGGAGGAGGAGGAGGAGGAGGUGAAAGUUAAGCAUGCGCACAACAGCUCGAGCAGUUCUCUCUCGUCGUCUUCUAAAGCAGACUUCCAGGGCUGGUCUAUGCGCUGCAAGCACAAGGCUGCUGCUGCUGCCACAUUAGCCUCGGCAUCAGCAGAGACAGCAGGAGUCCCCCCCGAGCCGCUGCUGCUCUGCGCCGGAGUGUGCGGCCGCCACUUCCACAUGUCCUGCAUCCAACCACGCCACGUCAUCACGCCAUCCGGCCCCAGAUCCCCCCUGGCCCGCCGCCCACCCUCUCCCGCAUUGCUUUUUUCGGAAGACCCUGCUGCCGCGCCUGCCGGCCAUGCUGCUGCCUCUCCUACUGCCUCUCCUGCUCCGGCUGCUGCUGCUGCUGCUGCGGUGUCUGCUCCCGCUGGCGCAUGGCGGUGUCCGUCGUGUGAGGCAGUGCAGGAGUGUGCUGCGGCCGUUCGGGCUCUCCUGGCGGACACUGGCUUGUCCGGCGUCCACUCGCCACACAGGCGGUCGGAUUCAACGGCUGACGUGCAUUGCUUCGUCGUGGCCCAGAUUAAGGACGCUUUGCUGGCGACUCUCCACUGCCUGCCAUCUUCCCUGGGUGCCAACGUCGCUGCCAGCCGUCUUAUGCUGACAUCAGCACCAGCUGGAGCCACCCGAGCAAUCGUUACGGCAGGCAGAGGAGAGUUGGGUGGUGAGAGGGAGCUAAGUGGCGCGAGGACAACGACGACUUCAGCCGCGCUUCACAGCAGGGAGGAGGAGGAGGAGGAGGAGGAGGAGGAGGAGGAGGAGGAGGAGGAGGAGGAGGAGGAGGAGGAGGAGGAGGAGGGUAAUGGCAACGAGGUGGGGGAGCAAGAAGAUAAGGAUGGGGAUGAGGAUGAUGCUGGCAAGUGCUACGGGGAUUCCGACGCAGCUGUUGAUGGUGAUCACUAUGCUGAUGGCGAGGAUGCGGAGGACGAAGACGAAGACGAAGAUGACGAGAAGGAGAACGCGAAUGAGGAGGAGGAGGAUGUGAGGAGGGUGCGGCGACGAGUGGACAUGGCGGAAGCAGAAGAAGUCGAAGAGAACCAAGAGGACGACGAGAGUGAAGAGGGCGACGAGGGCGACGAGGGGGAGGACACUGGCGUUGAGAUGGGUGACGAAGGGGCGGACGGUAGUAUGGAGUGUGCAAAUGAUGCGCACCGGAAUAUCCAUGAAAGGCGCGAUCACUACACUGGUUGCAGUGCAAUGGAUGUGGACGCCUUCCCGUCCCCUUGCCUCGGAGGCACUUUUGCCAUGGGUCAGGCCAGCACCAUGUGCCACCUCACGCCAGCCAGCCACAUGCAAUCAACCGCCACCGCGCCCUCAGCCAUCCCCUCCCCGUCCUGGCUCUCCCUCAACGGCUCUCCCUUCAAGCCCCUCUCCUCGCUCUCGCUCCCCGCGUCUGCCGCGCCCAUGGGCUGCGACGCUGUCGCUGCACCUGCGCAGGCGGAUAGGAUGGGGGGUGAGCAGAGGGAGGAGGCGGAGGUGGUCGAGGGGGAUAAGUGUGAGCAGAGGGGAGGUGAGCUGCUGAGUCGCAGCCCAGAAUUCAAGGAGCAGAGCGGAACAUCAGCAGUAGCGACAGCUGCAGCAACAACAUCGGCAGUAGUGGCUGGCAGCAUCACGGCGCCCUGUGCGCCCUGUGCGCCCUGUGCGCCCUGUGCGCCCUGCACUCCUCAGCCCAGCACCGGCAUACAUGCUCCCAUGCUGCUGCACCGACGACCCACUCUCACCCCCACCAGCCGCAUCCUCCCUUCCCUUGUGGAAGAGAGCAAGUCAGGGAAGAGGGAUGAGGGCACAGAGAUGGAUGAAGGGGAGGCGCACUGGAAGACAGGAGGGGCAGUAAGGCAGGAGGGGGUUGUUGUGCGAUCCCCCAAGUCCCUUGCUGGUCCGGUGACCCCUCAGCAGGGUGCCCAUUCUCGCAGUAACCUCUCCUCCACUGCACUGUGCUCUCCCACGAAUGGAGCAGCCACGGCUAGGCCAGGGCCGACUGCCAGGAGCUUCGGGGUUCAGCUGCUGCGGCUGCCUCACAUCUCCCUCCCUGAUGUGCCUGCUGCUGCUGCUGGUAGUGGUGGUGGUGGUGGUGGUGGUGGUGGUGCCGGUACUCCUGUCGCCACACACCGGCCAAAUGGUUUGGAUUCAGCAUCUGCCGUUGGUUCUGUGGCUGUGGCUGCGGCUGCUACCUCCACCGUUCUUGGCUGCACACCGCUGCUUGCAAGUAAGCUCCUGCAGCGAAGCAAAGUGGAGGAGGUGGAGGAGGACGAGGAGGACAACGUACACAUGGAGGAGGAGGAGGGCAUUCAACCUGCAACAACACCCAGCAGCAGCAGCCCGUGCACGAGCAUUGGCAGUCCCCUGGCCCCUUCACCCAUGGGAGGCACUGGCGGCAGCGGCAGGAGGAAUAGACGGAAAGCAUUCAAGCCACGGAGCUCCGCACUUCCUGAGGAUCUGGACUGGUGUGCCCUCUAAGGCUCCUCAUGGGACCAACCAUGCCUCCAUACACCAUCAACCCGCUGCCGAUACUACCACACUUGGAACAGCACGUGGGCCCGAAUCUAGAGUCCCUGCUGUGUACUUCCCUUGAGAGCCGCCUUCAGCCAUUUGAGGGCUUCUUCUCUCAGUCAUCUCCAACCGACCCUGUCUCCCAGGCUAGAGAGACAAGGACACUAACAGGCCUUUCACUUGGGUGUCUGCUCUGCACAGACCCCAACCGCCACAUCUACACUGCUGGCCAGUCUGUCAGCCACAAUUGUACUGCUGAGCAGCCAACAGCCUUGAGAGUUGCGACUUACUCUUUCGCUCCCUGCCUGUGCUGCCAACAGCUUGUCACCUCACCUCGCAGCCAUGAGCUGCACUGCAGGCUCCGUUCUGCUGCUGCCAACGGGCCUAUACUGAGCUGGGGUAGCGUGCUCCUACUGCUGUAUGGUGCACUAAAUGGUGUGCCACAUGGCGUGUGCCCCCCCUCUCCUUCAUACGGCUGGCAAGCCCUACCUAACCGAGGUCAAUACCCUUUGCUUUGUUUUGUAAUUUAGCAUGUAAAAUGAUCGAUCACAACUUGGGUUUCCAUUGUUUUUUAUGCUUUGUUUCA
Messenger RNA from Closterium sp. NIES-67, 5683 nucleotides. The record is from the annotation of a GenBank genome assembly. Lineage: Eukaryota; Viridiplantae; Streptophyta; Zygnematophyceae; Desmidiales; Closteriaceae.